CGAGCAAGAAAAACGAGCACGAAGGCUCGCAAAAUGCAGGUACGCGACCGUACGCCCUCACUGACCGUCCCUGCCUCGCCGUUCCCGCUCCUAGUGCCCGUGCCAGCAGGCGUAUCGACGAACACGAAGCUCGUCGUGCGCUCUGCUGGCCACGACGAUGGCAAUUCCUCUUUCCAGGACGACCCAUGUGUUGUGCCCGCUGUUACACACGGCAACACGGCGGACGCACAGCGCUGCACGUCUGACGUGUCCGUUUACUUGCUACUGUCUGCGCCAGCAGAGGUACCAAUGAGCAAGAAGCCCGUGGUACGUGCUGCUGGCCACGAAGACGGUGUUUCCAUCUUCCGGGACGACCUCAUGGUCGUACCCAACGUUUCGCAUGGCAACACGUCGGACGAUCGCUGCACGUCCGACGUGCCCCAUCUUCCUAUGAACCGCCGCACGGAGGGUACGUCGAGCAUACAGCUCGAUGUACACACUGUGGACGAGAGCAACUCCCCGCCCGGUGUACUGGCGAACGUACCCGGCGCGCUCGUCGACCCCUCAUGCGCAAGUGAUGGUUCCGUGGUGCGCCUCACGACCGUGCACCCGGUACACACGUCACCAGCCGCAGUGCCCGCGUCGGAAGGCAACACAACGACCAAUGAGUGCAUUGUGUGCCUCUCCGUUGUCAAGAACGGGAUGCUGGGCCCAUGCAGCAGCACGGCCAUUGUGCCUGCUGCCCCCACUUCGCGAGACAACACGUCUGGAGAGUCUCCGAGUUCUACCAGGCCGUCUCCCCCUUUUCUUGUGCCACCGCACGCAGCGGAUACGCCGAGCUCGUCGCUCGAUGUGUCCCCCAGGACUUUCUUGUGGAUGUGCAGGAAGCACGCAAGUCUGUGCUCGCCGCCCUCCACCAUAUCCAUAACUCAUAUAGUGAUGCGCCUGGGGAACUUCUUGGUUCUGCCGGACCGUCCUAUUCUUCCUCUAUGCCCUUUCGUGCUCUGUGCACGUCGAGCCCUCCGCUCGAUGUGCUCACGGCCGACUUCCGGGGCGUGCGCGACACAUCCACAAGCGUGCUCGCCGCGACCCCUCAAGCUUCCGUCUUGAUGCAGACGUGUCCGGUGUCCACACCGACGCAUGGUACAACGAGCACCGAGCUCGCUGCACCCAGUGUUGGCGACCUUAAGGCUUACGGAGCUGCUGAAUCCACUCGACGGCCUGGUUAACGAGCCCAGCGCCGUCACGACGCACGACGUGUUCGGUGUGCUACCCAGCACGACCGACGCAUCUUUCAAUCCUACUACGACACCUGCUUCUCGCGAGGAGAGUACACCGAGCUCGAGGCUCGACGUACUACCCGCUGAUGAGCCUGAUAACAUGCGCGAUGCACUCUCUAAUGUGCUCGCUGCAUAUUCCAUACUGGAGGAGGGGGAAGGGACACCCCACGGGUUUAUUUUCGAGUCUUAUGACACGAGACAUGCAGGUACGAUGCGGAGGUCUCUGAUCGACGUGCAGAGAAGCACGU
This is a messenger RNA of Fomitopsis serialis, 1507 nucleotides long. RefSeq lists its product as uncharacterized. The record is from RefSeq and is a predicted model, not a curated record. The coding region runs from base 34 to 1089 and encodes 351 amino acids. Lineage: Eukaryota; Fungi; Basidiomycota; Agaricomycetes; Polyporales; Fomitopsidaceae. The transcript is spliced from 2 exons.